This is a messenger RNA of Spodoptera littoralis (African cotton leafworm), 1746 nucleotides long. The record is from the annotation of a GenBank genome assembly. Lineage: Eukaryota; Metazoa; Arthropoda; Insecta; Lepidoptera; Noctuidae.
GUCCCACGUAAGCCUAUUGAGUAAGGUGAGCCUAUUGCCAUAUACCGGACACAAUUGUAAACUAAGAAUUUUUUAAACUCCCAGUAGUGCCUUGCCCGACCCGGGAAUCGAACCCGAGACGGCAAUAGCAUUUGCGACCACUUGGCCAACGAGGCAGUCUGUAUGACAAACUUGGUUAAAAUUACGGGUGUUUUUAAUCGGAUAAUUGAUAACUAUAUUCUAUUAGGUAAAUGAAUAUAGGUCCUAUCUUUACGUUAUCUGUAAUCGGGCAUUCCGCUAGAUUUCCAUCGAAGGGACGUGACGAGAUAACAAAGACUGCCACAUCUCACGCGCAGAUAAAUGAUACAAAGAUUUGGUCUCCGAUUACAUCACAUCGACCAAAUAGAUAUAAUUAGUCGUAUAUAAGAAGAAAUAAAAAGACAUCGAACAGAUUUACAAGAUGGCCGUUGCCAAACUAUACGGCACGUUUGUCCUGCUGUUAUAUCUACAGGAAAAUUACGCGCAACAAGGCUUAAAUAACAAUCAAAAUGUUGGUGUUAAUAGUGCAAUCGGAUUCCAACAACAGCCGACGCAGCGGACGAAUACAUUAAAUAACGUGAACCAGAUACCGACCGGAGGAUUAAACGUAAACGUGCUACAAGGUAAUUUGCAACCCAACGGUGGGAAUAUACAGCAGCAGCUGAGUCUCCCAGCCAAUUUGCAGCCGCAAGGCGGAUCCGGGUCACUUACUAAUUUACAGUUUAACAAACAAGGACUAGCUCAGUUACCUCCAGGAUUUGUUAUCAAUCCGACUAAAUCCCAGACUAACUGCCCGCAGAUCAAUAACGUUUGCAACCAGAAUACUCCACCACAGAUACAACAAAACAAUGUGAACGUUCCUUUCCCUAAUUCUCUUGCGGAAUUAGCGGCCCUUAAGGGUCCUUCGUUGUUAUCCCUUUUUGCAUCUCAAAUUAAUGGCCAGCCUCAACAAAACCAACCUAUGGCAAACUUCAGUCCUACUCAGAAUCAAUUAACGGACAUACAAAAACUAAUAUUAGCUCGUGCUAUUCAGGGGCCAAAUCAGCCUUGUAAUAUUGCUCAACCACGAUCUAUGUUGGAUAGUAGACCAAGUGUCACUAUUCAGGGAGCACCCAUGGCACAACAGCCUCAAGCUAUCGUGACUCCAGUAGGUCAGCCACCGUACAUAGCAGUGCAAGCACAGCCUCUCCCAGCAUACAUCCAAAAUCAGGCAGUUCCAGUAACAGUGGUGGAAGAACCCUCAGCAUUAUCCUUCAUCUUAUCAGAUAUCCAACCAGAUGCUCAAUACUUCUAUCCUCCUUACCAAGUACAGAAGAGGGAGUCAAAAUCUAAUCUCAAAUCUUUGAUACCGUUAAUAAUAGAUCUGUUGAAAGAGAAGAAUGCUUGCGGCUGCCGAAAUUGUGGGUGUCCAAAUAAUGAAAUUAAAAACAAUAUACCUGAGCCAACAAUCUUUGGUGGUUACUCCAAUAUCGUGGAUAACAGAGCAGCAGAAAAUAAAAAGGGACAUGAAGACGAAGACGGUAAAAAAGAGAGUAAAGGAAAGAAGAAUUUAAAGAAGAAUGUUGAAGAUGUUGACAGCGAAGAGGCUUCAGAGGAAGAUGACUCGGAUUAUGAAGAUGACAGCACAGGUGAUUAAAAUUUUGUGAACAAACAUAAUUAAAAACUGUUUUAAAACAUAGCUAUAGUUUUUAAUUAGGAUUUUUGUACGUGAUAAUAUGUAAAUUAAAA